Molecule: messenger RNA, 429 nt
Organism: Lindgomyces ingoldianus
Lineage: Eukaryota; Fungi; Ascomycota; Dothideomycetes; Pleosporales; Lindgomycetaceae
Exons: 3
Coding region: 1-429 (142 amino acids)
Source: RefSeq, a predicted model, not a curated record
AUGCAGGGAUAUGCAGGGAUAUUCCACCGAUCCUGGUUCUCGUCCCUAUCAGCUCUAUUCCAUACAGGUGCUACUGUGGUAGGCUACCAACGGGGGACUAACAAAAUUAAAGCAAAUCUAAGAUCAACUAACGGGGAAGAGGGCCGGAUAGAGUCGCCUGCCGAACCUGACUCAUUCGCCGCGAAACAACGAAAACAUGCUGGGGUGUUUGAAAGCGAUAUGAACCCUAGGUUAGGCAAAUCAAGAGGAAAGAAAAUAACCGCAGGAAUGAUAACAAUACUACGGACAUUCUCACUGAUAGCCGCCCCGGGCUAUCCGUUAACCUCCGAGCCUCUCUCACUCACCUGCAAAGUAAUCCGUAUUGAUGCAUCAAUUAACAAGCCAUAUAAUUACGGAACCCCACGAAAACAACCUCUUGGGCUUGAAUGA